Messenger RNA from Stegastes partitus (bicolor damselfish), 1269 nucleotides. RefSeq names its product nucleophosmin/nucleoplasmin, 3 (gene npm3). Gene Ontology annotation, molecular function: RNA binding; histone binding; chromatin binding. The transcript is spliced from 5 exons. Gene Ontology annotation, biological process: chromatin remodeling. Gene Ontology annotation, cellular component: cytoplasm; nucleolus; nucleoplasm. Bases 98 to 586 code for a protein of 162 amino acids. The record is from RefSeq and is a predicted model, not a curated record. NCBI's taxonomy places the organism in Eukaryota, Metazoa, Chordata, Actinopteri, Pomacentridae.
GACGCGUCAUAAGCCGCGACGCGCUUGUUAUUUUUCGCGUUGGCUUCACUUGGCUGCUUGGCGCUAAGAGCAAACCUCACUUUACUGCUUCGACAAAAUGUCUCUCCUCGACGAAGAUGCCUCGGACGUGGGACUGCCGGGUCAAUCAAAGUUGGAGAGCUUCCUGUUCAGCUGUGAGCUGUCCUCUAAAGUACCUUUCUACACUUUCCAAGGAGAUGACGAGGAGGACCUGGAGCACUUCCUUGAGCUCAGAACAGUUUGUCUCGGAGAAGGUGCCAAAGAGGAGAGCAACGUGGUGGAGGUUACAGCCAUGAACCACCAAGGAAAGACUAUUUCAGUGCCAGUUGCCAACCUUCACAUCAAGUGUCUGCCCAUGGUGAGUCUGGGAGAGUUUGAGCUGAAAGCCCCGGUGACCAUCCGGCUCAAGGCUGGAACAGGACCAGUUACUGUCAGCGGGCUGCACCUUAUUGCCUCACAGGUUGAAGACUCCGACCUGUCUGAGGAUGACGAAGACGAGGAGGACGAGGAAGAAGAGGAGGAAGAGAUGCCUGCCAUUAAACCAGCAAAAAAAAAGCAGAAGCAGUAGGCGGAGAGGUCACUGAUGGAUUUUUCCAACGGCUUACUCGCUGACGUUCUAAGAAGUAACAAUUUUUUUGUAUCAGACGGACAAAUUUUCCAAAGUUAGGACUUCUUCUUCCACACAGCCUCAUGAAUGCUUCGUGUGGUGGCAGCUAAACAUGCCGCUGGAGGAAUCAUGACGGGCUCUGAUGUUCUCGCAGCUCCACUCCUCAGUCUCUCACUGCGAGUUCUUGGUUACAGCAGUGUACAGAAGUGUGGAUUGGACAUUCGUUUGUAGAAGAACUGUUUUUGCUAUCAAAUGCUGCCCACUGUUUUAUACUGUAUAUAAUACAGCCACCUCUGAAAUGGUUUUAUUGCACCAGUGGAGGGGAAACAUGUCUUCUACCAGCAGUGGAUCCUUAAAAUAGGUUAAAUAUACUGUUCUUCUCAAAGUAAAAACAUUGUAUGUGUACUUGUCAAGGUAGGAAAUUCUGAUUCAAACUAAAUAGUCCAAUGAGAUGAUAUACAUACAGUUUAUUAAAUGCUCCUGGUUCAUUAGAGUUUGUUUUUGCAAAAUGCUGUUUUUCUAUGUGACGUUUCAAUCAUAAAUGUGAAGAUUUUUACUAAGAGUGAAUGCAUCAAGAAAACCUUUUUGAGUUUUCAAUUCGCUUUUCAGCUCAUAUAAAUAAAGCAGUAAUUUUCAGCAGAGUA